AACAUCAUCUUAUCAAUCUAUACAUAUAUCUGUGUCUGGUGCUUCUUCCUUAUCGAAACUAAAAAUAAAUAGGUUUUAUGCAAUUAAAGCGAAUUAAAAGAUGAUGGGUAACCACACAGACACCGGAAACUUUGGCCACCUGGGAAUCACGACGGCAGAGAUGGAGUCCCUAGGUAGCUUCUGCGAAGCCGUCUUGCCUCCAGUGUCGCCGCCUGAAGAAUAUUCCGCCGGAGAUGAUCACUGCCGGAACAAAGAGGCACUCCGAUCAUUUUUCUCCACUUCUGGGUCUCGAACUCCUGUCGUUCGCGAGAGCAUUGAGUUGAUCACUAAACGAGGGACAGUAGAAACUUACCUUGUAACGAGAUUGGUUCUGUUCUUGCUUGCUACGCGGCUAGGGACGUUACUCAUUUGUGGAACCGAAUGUUUGGUCUCGAGAUGGCCUUUCGUCGAGAAAUUCAGUGAGCUCUCGUUGGAGAAGAGGGAAAGAGUACUUCAGAAACAAUUCAGAAACUGGAUCUUAACUCCUAUUAGAGCUGCCUUUGUCUACAUCAAAGUCGCCUUUCUCUUCUGUUUCUUCUCCUGGGUGAGUCCAAAUGGCGAAAACCCUGCAUGGGAAGCCAUAGGUUACAACGUGAACACCAAUGAGAACAAACCUUCCGAAACACACAGAGAAAGACCUCUUGAAAAAGGGAUGGUGGAGACCAUGCAAGAAACAGAGCAAACUCUCCUCGAAUCACUUGCUCAAAUGGGCCUAGAAGCGGAAACAGACCACGAUACGAUCAGAAUCAAAUGCGAUGCUGUCGUGGUCGGAUCUGGUUCAGGAGGAGGCGUGGCUGCUUCUGUUCUAGCAAAAGCUGGUCUGAAAGUAGUUGUUAUGGAGAAAGGAAGCUACUAUACGCCGUCUACUUAUCCUUCUACCGAAGGUCCUGGCAUGGACAAACUGUAUGAAAAUGGAGGGAUCCUCCCUACCAUUGAUGGGAACAUGAUGGUGCUCGCUGGUGCAACAGUAGGCGGUGGAUCCGCUGUGAACUGGUCUGCGUGUAUCAAAACGCCGAAGUCGGUUCUUCAAGAAUGGUCGGAGGAUCGAAACAUCCCUCUUUACGCCACCAAAGAAUAUGUUUCAGCUAUGGAACUAGUGUGGGAGAGGAUGGGCGUCACGGAGACAUGUGAACUGGAGGGUUUUCAGAACCAGGUUCUUAGGAAAGGUUGCGAAAAUCUCGGGAUCAAUGUCGAAAACGUUGCCCGUAACUCCUCGGAGAGGCAUUAUUGUGGGUCGUGCGGGUAUGGAUGCAGACAAGGAGACAAGAAAGGAAGCGACCGGACUUGGCUUGUCGACGCUGUGAGCCACGGAGCUGUUAUUUUAACGGGGUGUAAAGCGGAGAGAUUUAUACUUGAAAACAACGGUAAUAACGUAGGACGCAAGAAAAUGAAAUGUUUAGGAGUGAUUGCGAAAUCUUUAAACGGAAACAUAGCGAAGAAAAUAAAGAUCGAAGCUAGAGUAACAAUUUCAGCGUCUGGUUCACUUUUAACACCUCCUUUGAUGAUCAAAAGCGGGUUGAAAAACCGACACAUUGGUAAAAACCUUCACCUACACCCUGUCCUAAUGACGUGGGGUUACUUCCCGGACAAGGCAUCUUCUAGUUUCUACUUCAAGGGAAAGUCUUACGAAGGCGGGAUUAUAACAUCAAUGAGCAAAGUGUUGUCAGAAGAUUCAGAAGUUAGAGCCAUCAUAGAGACGCCAGCACUAGGACCAGCCUCAUUCUCGGUGCUAUGUCCUUGGACCUCAGGGCUUGACAUGAAGAAGAGAAUGUCAAGAUACUCAAGAACCGCGAAUCUCAUAACGAUAGUUAGAGAUCGCGGUUCAGGAGAGGUGAGAACCGAAGGCAGGAUAAGCUACGUUGUUGAUAAAGUAGAUAGAGAGAAUAUCACAGCCGGGCUUAGGCAGUCGUUGAGGAUACUCAUAGCAGCUGGAGCAGAGGAAGUGGGAACUCAUAGAAGCGACGGGCAGAAACUGAUAUGCAAAGGGGUUGAUGAGAAGUCGAUCGACGAGUUUUUGGACUCGGUGAGUGCAGAGGAAGGGCCAAAGGCGAUGACCGAGAACUGGAGUGUGUAUAGCUCAGCUCAUCAGAUGGGAAGCUGUAGAAUUGGAGUGGAUGAAGAUGAAGGAGCAAUAGAUCUUAAUGGAGAGAGUUGGGAAGCUGAUAAGUUGUUUGUGUGCGAUGGAAGUGUGUUGCCAAGUGCGGUUGGUGUUAAUCCUAUGAUUACAAUUAUGUCUACGGCUUAUUGUAUCGCCACAAGAAUUGUUAAAUCCAUGACCACAGGUUAAUUCUUUGAAGGAAAUGAUUUCAAUUUCCUAUAUCAACUCUGCAUUAAAAAUUUCUUGUAGGUCUGUGUAGUGUGAUUUAUUAUUAUUAUUUGUUAAACUUAACUUUUUUUACAGAAAAUAAUUAUAUAAACUGUGGUUCUUAAUAUACUUAAAAUAGUUAUAUAAUUAAGUCAAAUUGUCUUGUUCUUAAUAUACUACGAGCAGCUCCAUCAGGAGUUCUUAACCUGGGUUUCUGAACAAAAAAGCUAAAAAAGUAAAUGAAAAAGAAAUUAAAUUUUAAAACCGGUUCUAUAAACAGAGUUUAAAGAGACAGUAAGAACCCAUACGUGUCAGUUUUGUAUUGGUUGAAUAUGUAAAGGAAAAAAAUUUCCGUGAAUCUCUCUCUUCCUUCUCUUUCUUCCAUUUGACUAAAAAAACAAAAUUUCUCCGUCGUGGUACUCGUCGAACAUCGGAGUCCUGCUCCUCAACAAGUACCUGCUGAGCAACUACGGGUUCAAGUACCCGAUCUUCCUCACCUUGUGCCACAUGACGGCAUGCUCGCUGCUCAGCUACGUCUCCAUCACGUGGAUGAAGAUGGUCCCUAUGCAGAUGAUCCGAUCCCGCGUCCAGUUCCUCAAGAUCGCCGCGCUGAGCCUCGUUUUCUGCGUGUCGGUGGUGUUCGGGAACAUCUCGCUCCGCUUUCCUCCGGUUUCGUUUAACCAGGCGAUUGGUGCGACGACGCCGUUUUUACGGCCGUUUUUGCGUAUUUGAUAACGUUGAAGAGGGAGGCUUAUGUGACGCUCGUUCCUGUUGUUACCGGUGUUGUCAUUGCCAGUGCGGUAAUGAUUAUGUUUUUUUAUUACUUUCGAAAUAAAUUAAAAAUGUGAACUUGAUUUGAUUCAUAUUUGGAUGUCGAUAGAUAUGUUAGUUUACAUUUCAUCUUAGAAUCCUUUGGGACUGAUGAAAACCAAAUCAAUACGGUGGUUUCUUGUGAA
This is a messenger RNA of Brassica napus (rape), 3300 nucleotides long. Its product is annotated as long-chain-alcohol oxidase FAO3-like. Gene Ontology annotation, molecular function: flavin adenine dinucleotide binding; long-chain-alcohol oxidase activity. The record is from RefSeq and is a predicted model, not a curated record. Lineage: Eukaryota; Viridiplantae; Streptophyta; Magnoliopsida; Brassicales; Brassicaceae. Bases 101 to 2326 code for a protein of 741 amino acids. The transcript has 3 exons.